Messenger RNA from Arabidopsis arenosa, 1464 nucleotides. The record is from the annotation of a GenBank genome assembly. NCBI's taxonomy places the organism in Eukaryota, Viridiplantae, Streptophyta, Magnoliopsida, Brassicales, Brassicaceae.
UUUCGAAGAAUCUCUCAAAUCUAUGUCGUUGGAUUACCUAAACCUCUUAAUCAACGGUCAAGCUUUCUCUGAUGUCACUUUCAGCGUCGAAGGCCGUUUAGUCCACGCUCACCGUUGCAUCCUCGCCGCUCGUAGUCUCUUCUUCCGCAAGUUCUUCUGCGAAUCUGAUCCUUCUCAAACCGGAGCUGAACAGGCUAACCAAACCGGAUCAGGAGCCAGAGCAGCCGCAGUGGGAGGAGUGAUACCGGUUAACUCGGUCGGUUACGAAGUUUUCUUACUUCUACUUCAGUUCUUAUACAGUGGUCAAGUCUCAAUUGUACCACAUAAGCACGAGCCAAGAUCGAAUUGUGGAGAUAGAGGAUGUUGGCACACGCAUUGCACUGCAGCCGUCGAUCUCUCUUUAGAUAUCUUAGCCGCCGCUCGUUAUUUUGGCGUCGAGCAGCUCGCGUUGCUUACUCAGAAACAUUUGACAAGUAUGGUGGAGAAAGCCUCCGUUGAAGAUGUGAUGAAAGUGCUAAUAGCUUCAAGAAAGCAAGACAUGCAUCAAUUAUGGACCACUUGCUCUUACCUAAUCGCCAAAUCCGGUCUUCCACAAGAGAUUCUAGCCAAACAUCUCCCAAUCGAACUUGUAGCCAAGGUUGAGGAGCUCCGUCUCAAAUCUUCAAUGCCUCUUCGUUCCCUAAUGCCUCACCACCAUGACCUAACCUCGUCUUUAGACCUCGAGGACCAGAAGAUCAGGAGGAUGAGACGUGCAUUGGACUCCUCCGAUGUCGAGCUUGUGAAGCUAAUGGUGAUGGGAGAAGGACUCAAUCUAGAUGAGUCCCUAGCUUUGAUUUACGCCGUUGAGAAUUGUAGUAGAGAGGUUGUGAAGGCACUUCUUGAGCUUGGAGCAGCCGAUGUGAACUAUCCCGCCGGUCCCACAGGGAAAACCGCUCUUCACAUCGCGGCUGAAAUGGUCUCUCCGGACAUGGUGGCUGUCUUACUUGACCACCACGCUGACCCAAACGUCCAGACAGUGGAUGGAAUCACUCCUCUCGACAUCCUUAGAACCCUAACGUCGGAUUUUUUGUUCAAGGGGGCGAUUCCUGGAUUGACUCAUAUUGAGCCCAAUAAGCUCAGGCUUUGUCUCGAGCUGGUCCAGUCCGCGGCAUUGGUUAUAUCACGCGAAGAAGGAAACAAUACCAGUAACGACAACAACACAAUGAUCUACCCUAGAAUGAAAGACGAACACACGAGCGGAAGUAGUUUGGAUUCAAGAUUGGUUUAUCUGAAUCUUGGUGCUACAAAUCGUGAUCUUAGUGAUGACAAUACCAAUCAAAGGGAAGGAAUGAAUCUGCAUCAUCAUCAUCAUCAUGACCCAUCAACGAUGUAUCAUCAUCACCACCACCACCAUUUCUAGGUCUUUGUAGUCCAUAUCAUCCUUUUUUGAUAACCAUCAUCCUUUAAUUAAGAUAAACAUAUUCA